Messenger RNA from Monopterus albus (swamp eel), 6607 nucleotides. RefSeq names its product signal-induced proliferation-associated 1-like protein 2 (gene sipa1l2a). NCBI's taxonomy places the organism in Eukaryota, Metazoa, Chordata, Actinopteri, Synbranchiformes, Synbranchidae. The record is from RefSeq and is a predicted model, not a curated record. Gene Ontology annotation, biological process: regulation of small GTPase mediated signal transduction. Gene Ontology annotation, molecular function: protein binding; GTPase activator activity. The transcript is spliced from 20 exons. The coding region runs from base 2 to 5089 and encodes 1695 amino acids. Gene Ontology annotation, cellular component: cytoplasm.
CAUGGGACCACCAGCCUCCAACAUGCAGGGGAAAACUGAUGGUGCAGGCAAAACAAAUGGUACUCCAGCCAUGCCUAAAAUGGGUGUUAGGGCCAGGGUGACAGAAUGGCCACCGAGGAAAGAUGGAUGGGAUGGACGGCCUUCACCAAACUAUCAGAGCGUGAUACCGGUAUUUCAGAAUGGCCAGCAGGAGCACGCUGUGGAAAUCCUGGAGCAAGGGGAAGCAGUCUGUCUGGAGGUAGACUACUCAGACAAAUACACCCUGAGUGACCUCCUCAGCCACUCUCCGCUGAAGGGUCUCCAUCCUAUCCGGCAACGCAGCAACAGUGAUGUCACCAUAAGUGACAUUGACUCGGAGGACAUAAUGGACCAGAAUGCAGUCAAUCCAAACACUGGGGCCUCGCUGCACCGUGAAUAUGGGAGCACAUCCUCCAUUGACCGUCAGGGCCUGAGCGGGGAUGGCUUCUUUACCAUGCUUAGAGGCUACACAAUGGACACGCUGGACCACCGUAGCAUACCGCCUCUGGGGUUCCCUGAGUUGUUGCGCUGUAAUGCGGCCCUUUCCCCAAGCUUGCAGACAGCAGCCCAAAUUGCCAGGGGUGAGAUAGUCCACAUUCCAGGCUACGACUACAUAGACAGCUCUCUCCUUUACAACCAAGAGCGAGAGAAGUCAUUCAUGAGACGUCUCAAAUCAGAGUCAUCUGAAACAUCUCUGUUCAAGAAGCUGCGGACCAUAAAGAGUGAGAGUGACGCCUUGCGGCUCUCACUUGAAGAUGAUCGGCGACCGCUCAGCUUCCAGAAAUGCUUUGCUCAUUAUGAUGUCCAGAGCGUUCUUUUCAACAUCAGUGAGGCAGUGGCAAGCAGAGUUAACCUGAGCCAGAGGAAGAAUACAACUACUGGGGCUUCAGCUGCGUCAGCUGGAGCUGGAGCUGUAGCUGGAGCUGGCGGAGGGGCCGGAGGUGGAGCUGGGCCUGCAGCAGUGUCAGAUGGUGGAGCAGCAGCAUGUAGCAGUGGAAGUGCCCCCAUGUUUGAGUCUCCACUGGGCAGCAGGGAGGACUUAAACCCCAAGGAGAACCUGGAUGCUGACGAGGGAGACGGAAAGAGUAACAACUUAGUGCUGAGCUGCCCACACUUUCGCAAUGAGAUAGGCGGUGAGGGUGAGAGGAAGAUCUCCCUCUCCAGAGCCAACAGUGCCAACUACAGUGGUAUGUCAGAGAGCUGCUCUUUUGAAUCAUCUCUAAGUUCCCACUGCACCAACGCAGGAGUCUCUGUAUUGGAGGUGCCUCGAGAAAGCCAGCCAAUCCACAGGGAGAAAGUCAAACGCUACAUCAUUGAGCAUAUUGACCUUGGAGCGUACUACUACCACAAAUACUUCUAUGGGAGAGAGCAUCAGAACUAUUUUGGGGUAGAUGAGAAUCUGGGACCAGUGGCAGUCAGCGUUCGCAGAGAGAAGUUGGAUGAUGGGAAAGAGAAAGAUGGAAUGCAGUACAACUAUCGGAUUACCUUCAGAACCAGUCAGCUGACCACACUCCGUGGAGCCAUCCUGGAGGAUGCCAUUCCAUCUACGGCAAGACAUGGGACAGCCCGUGGCCUGCCGCUGAAGGAAGUGCUCGAAUACGUCAUCCCUGAGCUUAAUAUCCAGUGUCUGAGGCUGGCCCUCAACUCUCCCAAGGUCCCGGAGCAGCUCCUGAAGCUGGACGAGCAGGGGCUGAGCUUCCAGCACAAGGUGGGAGUGCUUUACUGCAAGGCAGGCCAGAGCACAGAAGAAGAGAUGUACAACAACGAGAGCGCUGGACCAGCACUAGAUGAGUUUUUGGAUCUGCUCGGCCAGAGGGUGCGCCUUAAAGGCUUCACCAAGUACAGAGCUCAGCUGGAUAACAAGACCGACUCCACAGGCACACACUCUCUCUACACCACCUAUAAGGACUACGAGUUGAUGUUUCAUGUGUCCACCAUGCUCCCCUACACACCAAACAACCGACAGCAGCUGUUAAGGAAGAGGCAUAUCGGUAAUGAUAUCGUAACCAUAGUAUUCCAGGAGCCCGGGGCCCUUCCUUUCACUCCAAAAAACAUCCGCUCUCAUUUCCAACAUGUGUUUGUCAUCGUCAAAGUCCACAACCCCUGCACUGAUAACGUCUGCUACAGUGUGGCUGUGUCCAGAUCUAAAGACGUGCCUCCAUUCGGACCCCCUAUUCCAAAGUCUGUAACUUUCCCAAAGUCAGCGGUUUUCAGGGACUUCCUGCUUGCCAAGGUCAUCAACGGAGAAAACGCCGCACACAAGUCAGAGAAGUUCCGAGCCAUGGCAACCCGUACGCGGCAGGAGUACCUGAAGGACCUGGCGGAGAACUUUGUUAGCACUGCCACUGUUGACUCUGCUGUCAAAUUCAGCUUCAUUACCCUCGGAGCCAAGAAGAAGGAGAAGGUAAAACCCAGGAAGGACGCACAUCUGUUCAGUGUGGGGGCCAUCACCUGGAGCGUCUGUGCCCGGGACUUUGGUCAGUCAGCUGACGUGGACUGCUUGCUUGGCAUAUCCAAUGAGUUUAUCGUGCUCAUUGAGGAAGAAUCAAAAAAUGUGGUCUUCAACUGUUCGUGCCGUGAUGUCAUUGGAUGGACCUCAGGGAUUAUGAGCAUUAAGAUCUUCUAUGAGCGCGGGGAGUGUAUAAUGUUGUCUGCCCAUGACAGCUGCGGUGAAGACAUCAGGGAGAUGGUGCAAAGACUGGAGAUCGUCACCAGAGGCUGUGAGACAUCAGAGAUGACUCUGCGCCGAAAUGGCCUCGGACAACUCGGUUUCCACGUCAACUUCGAGGGCAUCGUGGCCGACGUGGAGCCCUUUGGGUUUGCUUGGAAGGCAGGGCUCAGACAAGGCAGCCGACUGGUGGAGAUCUGCAAGGUGGCUGUGGCUACUCUCACUCAUGAGCAGAUGAUUGACCUCCUGCGCACAUCCGUCACCGUGAAAGUAGUUAUAAUCCAGCCUCAUGAAGACGGAACCCCACGAAGGGGCUGCUCCGAGCUCUACCGUAUACCCAUGGUGGAGUACAAGGUCGACAGUGAGGGUACACCCUGUGAGUACAAGACACCCUUCAGGAGAAACACCACCUGGCAUCGAGUGCCAACCACUGCUGGACCACCUCUGUCCCGAGGCUCGCCCACGCAGGGCCCCGAUCGUCUGCAGUGCCAGCAGAUCCUCCAACAGCACCAGGCAGCUAUUCCACGAAGCACCUCCUUUGAUAGGAAGUUGCCAGACGGGUGCAGGACAGUUCAGGAUAUGGAGAACCCCCAGGUCACAUCAUGCAACAUGGGAGACCAGCAUUACCGCAGUUCUCCCAGUAACCAGUCCUCCUCCAGUGAUCCAGGACCCUGCGGCAGUAGCACCUGGUCCCAGCAGCCUGGAUAUGAUGGCUGUUCCUCCCCUGUCCUCCAUGAGCGUGCAGGCGACAUCCAGGGUGGAGAUGGAGAGAUCCCCAGGAAGAGAGAGCCCACUCUGGAGAGGACCAGGUCUGCAGAGGCUAAAUGGCACAUCCCGUCCACCAAGAUCCUGAACCCUCUGAAGCAAAGAGAAGGAGGCAAAGAUUCACCCAACAAGCUGUCCAGGAUGGGUGAUAAAAACUCGAGCCACUCAAGUAGCAACACUCUCUCAAGUAAUGCCUCCAGCAACAGUGAAGAUAAACAUUUUGGCUCUGGAGACCUGAUGGACCCCGAUAUGUUGGGCCUCACUUACAUCAAAGGAGCAUCCACAGACAGCGGCAUUGACACUAAUCCAUGCAUGGCCCCAGGAGCCCGGGUGUUGCUUCAGGGCCGGAUGGGCGAGCAGGGACAUCCCUGGGUGUCGGAGCAGCAUGAGGACGGCGCAUCGGAGGAGGAUCAUGGGAAACUGUACUUAGCACAGGGCUACUCUUCUGCCAUUAUGUCUAGUCAUGUGACAGAGGGCAGCAUUGGAGACCUGAGCGAGAUCUCAUCCCAUUCAAGUGGCUCACACCACUCUGGCAGUCCCCUGGCCCGUGGUGCCAGAUACUGUAUGUCCGCUGACUCCUCCAAGGUGUACACCGUCCCCCAGACCAGCAGUUCAGGGCUAGGGCCAGAGCUGGGUCAAGGUCCGGGGUCCAAUUCAGAAGCCUGUGGACAGACACGGCCACAGCCUGUUUGCAAACUCCCUGUGGGCAUGAAGCUGACUGAUGAUGAUGAUGAUGAUGAUGAUGAUGAUGAUGAUGAUGAUGCCCACAGCAAUGAGGGAUCUCCCAACAUUUCAGAGUGUGGGCAGCUGUAUGCACAGGAGGCUGCCUGCCAGCUCCAGGCUCCUGAGCGGGAUGGAAAAUCACUGCAGAGACUUUCAAAAGAAGAAUACCUUAAAAUGAUGCUGCCCAACAUCCCUCCAGUGGAAGACAGGAGUCAAAAGGGGUCAGCAGUGGGCAGUUUAUCACCAAGACGCUCCCUAUACCGAACGCUGUCAGAUGAGAGUGUGUGCAGUAAUCGUAAAGGCUCAUCGUAUGCCAGCUCGCACAGCUCCAUGCUGGACCAAGCCAUGCCUAAUGAUAUCCUAUUUAGUACCACCCCACCUUACCACAGCACACUGCCUCCUCGCAUGAUCCACAACCAAGGAGCAUCCAACCUAAGGAAUGAGUUUUGGUUCUCUGACGGCUCCUUGGCGGACAGGUCCAAGUUCAGCGACCCAGGCCUCAUGCCCCUCCCAGACACUGCUUCGGGCCUGGACUGGUCUCACCUGGUUGACGCAGCACGAGCCUUUGAAGACCAGCGCGUGGCCUCAUUCUGCACCAUGACGGACAUGCAGCGAGCCGAGGCUCUGCAGAUCUCAAGAGAGCUGACUAGACGGGUGGCGGAAGCGGAGGGAGCAGCGCUGCAAGCAGACAGCUCCCCCUCUACACUAACUGGCAAAGUCAAUCAAUUGGAGGUGAUCCUCAGGCAGCUGCAAAAUGACCUCAGAAAGGAGAAAGAAGAUAAGGCGAUGUUGCAAGAAGAGGUGCAACACCUGAGACAGGACAACAAGCGACUGCAGGAAGAGAGCCAGACGGCAGCGGCUCAGCUCAGGAAGUUCACAGAGUGGUUCUUUCACACCAUCGACAAGAAACCCUGAGAAAGAGGGAGAGAUGGCCUUCACUCCUCCCAGGCACCCACUCCUACUUAAGACUCCCAGGUGAUCCACAGGCAAACAGAUUUUUAAAACAAACCACUACCGGCCCCAGGAGUAAUCAGGACUUUAAAAACCUCCAGCUUAGGAGAGUGCAGUGCAGGCGUGUGUGGACAGACCUGAAAUUCUGAUCUGGACCUUUUAGGUUUGGAAACCUUCUCUGUAUGAAAUGCAGGGCUGUCUGGACUCUUGGGAAGCUUCCUCAUCUCCGGCACCAGACAGGAAUUGAGGAAGGCAGCUCCUGGGGGCCCUCUGCCGAGUCCCUGGGAUCAUCUUACAGUAGUGGAAUGUAAAGCUCAUUUACUGUAGUCAACAUAUAAUCUACCUACGUAUGUCACGUCAGUCUGCUGUACUGUAUACUCAGCUGUACUGUAUUGUACUGCGCACGCUGUCACAGUUAUUUCUGUGCUGGCUUUCAUGGGCACAGGAAAGUAGAGAGGGGAAGAGGGGAGGAAUGUACUGGACAUAAUGAAGUGGUACUUAUUGUCUGCUUGCACCAAGUGGAGUCCACAUGUGGCAGUCUUGAAAAGCAUACUGUCGGGGGUGGGGAAAUGAAUGUAGCUCAACUGAGACCCUUUUGUUUUCUCUGGAUUUCUGAUGCCUAAAGCCACAAAGGUUUCAAGGUUUUGGGCCAUUUUUCUUUAAAUGAAUUCUACUUUUCUUUUUCCCCCAUGGUGUUGUAAAGUAGGGUCACAUGGCAGUAAUUUUGAUGUUUAAAGGUGCUUUUCCCUAAACACAUUUGUCAGUAGUUUCCAUUCACUGUCACAGUGUCCUAGCAAUAAUGAAGUGGUAGUUAUGAAACUGUGUUUAAAAAAAGAAUUGAAAAAGAAGUUAGCACAAACGUGAAGAGUUCCUGUUGAGAAGCAGUUGUAUUUGACAUGUAUUUAUAAAACAGGAAGAGACUGUGCCUAAAACUCUUGGUUGUAAAUGGGUUGUUUCUCUUUGCGUUUAGUUCUUUUAACACAUGCCUUGUCUGUGGCUCACUGAUACAAAAUUGUGUGUGUGAAUGUGUGUGUGGGCGGGGGGGGGGGGGGGUAGUUUUAUCACAGCAAAAUAUGUUCUUAUGCAGUGGUUUCUAGAGCAUUAGAGCAAGCGCCAGUGAACCACACUUACAAUGCCAAAUGUGUUUAUUUCUGUACAUAUCUGCCACAGAAGUGUCUUGUAUUUAACACAAUUAUUUAAGCUUAUUUAACCUAAAAAUUUUUUAUUUUAUUAAGGGUAAUUUUUGUUUGUUUGUUUGGGUUUUUUCCUGCACUAAGGAAGAUAAAGCUCUGUGUAUGUUGUAAAGUGUUUAGCUUGCCAGGGCAAAAAAACUAUAUAUUUAAAUAUAUAAAUGAUAAUUUUGGAGAUUCCAACAUUUGGAUGCUGCUAGAUUAAAGUUUGCUGGUUUGUAUGCUUUUAAAAAAAAAAACGUCUCUCACCAUAAACUGUCUCAUCUCUGGUGGGACCCCACUUUUUAGUUGU